This is a messenger RNA of Pyrgilauda ruficollis (rufous-necked snowfinch), 720 nucleotides long. RefSeq names its product mitochondrial potassium channel ATP-binding subunit-like. Lineage: Eukaryota; Metazoa; Chordata; Aves; Passeriformes; Passeridae. Gene Ontology annotation, molecular function: ATP hydrolysis activity; ATP binding; ATPase-coupled transmembrane transporter activity. The annotation marks the transcript as partial. The record is from RefSeq and is a predicted model, not a curated record. The transcript has 3 exons. Gene Ontology annotation, biological process: transmembrane transport.
CCUCUCCCUGGGCGCAUCCUCCUGCGCCCCAGUCCUCUGCCCAGUGUGCCCAGUGUAUGUCAGGGACUGGGGACCCCCAGUGCUGCUGGAGCCAGGGGUCCAGAGCAGGGGGGCUCAGGGGUCUCCUCCCCAGGGAAGUCCACGGUGGCAGCGCUGCUGGAGCGGUUCUAUGAGCCCACAGCAGGAACCAUCACCCUGGACGGGCACGACAUCGCCAGCCUGGACCCCUCGUGGCUGCGGGGCCAGGUCAUCGGCUUCAUCAGCCAGGAGCCGGUGCUGUUUGGCACAACCAUCAUGGAGAACAUCCGCUUCGGGAAGCCGGGAGCCUCUGAUGCCGAGGUGUACGAGGCCGCCCGGCUCGCCGACGCUGACGGCUUCAUCCGCAGCUUCCCCGAGGGCUACGACACCAUCGUGGGCGAGCGCGGCACGGCGCUGUCCGGGGGGCAGAAGCAGCGCAUCGCCAUCGCCCGGGCGCUGCUCAAGGACCCGGCCGUGCUCAUCCUGGACGAGGCCACGAGCGCGCUGGACGCGCAGGCGGAGCGGGCGGUGCAGGCGGCGCUGGAGCGGGCGGCCCGCGGCCGCACCGUGCUGCUGAUCGCGCACCGCCUCAGCACCAUCCGCGGCGCGCACCUCAUCGCCGUGCUGGCCCGGGGCCGCGUGGCCGAGGUGAGACCUGCGCGGGCGGGGACGGGCGGCGCUGGUCACACCAAUGGCUGGUGA